AUGCCAGACAACCACAUCAGAAUUCCUUUCGGCCUAGGUGGGAUAUAAAUUUUUUUAACAUUGAAACGCCCAUAUUAUGCCUGCGGUUCUGUAUUUAUCUCUGACAUGUGAGGUGGUUUUUCGCAAAACUGAUCUUGAACUCAUUAGAGCAUGUGAACGGAUGAGGUAAAAUGGCAGUUCGCUAAACAGAUGACUCCUGUUACACUAUUGAAAGGGCCUCUAAAGCAGUUUAUAUUUCGGCUUUUUUAUCAAUAUCCAUAUGUAAAAUAACAAACCACUGCUUUUUGUUCUAGUUUCGGGGUCAAAGAUAUUCAAAUUUGAGAUCCUCGGCGUCAACAAAAGGGACAUUGAAACCAUUCACUUCUCCACAUCUGAUGCCAAAGGUCCAAAAAUUUACAUUCUCUAUCGGAAAAUGCUGACGAAUCUUCCGCAAUGUGCGUUAACUUGGUAUCUUAUUUAACUGAGGGGUAGCGCAAUGCGUUGUUGAUAAGGAAAAUUUGUUUGGGGAUAGAUUGGUCUGAGAACAAGCUUGCGAGAAUGAUUUAUCUGAAAACAUCAAAAUACCUGAAAGGGAUUUUUGAAAUAGUCAGUUCAUAAUUUUUGAGCCUCUGAUAAGGCUUUCAAUGUUAAUUCGCUCAAUACCUGAUGAAGAAUAGUUCCAGCAUAUUGCAUGUAACACUAACCUGCUUUUAUGUUUAUGCAAUUACUUUAUCACCGUCGAUUCUGAAGGUAACAUGAUAUAGCGUUAGCUAAUACGUCUCCAGUUUGAAGAUCACAAGACGUUUUCCAACGCCAAGUAAGAAAGAGAUUUGGCAAACCAAUAGAAAACGUUUACAUUUGUCUCGUAUGGACAAGAUUUCAAAUUGACCACUGUCACUAAACAGAGCUGCACAUGAGGAUGUUUCCCUUGAGAAAACUUUCGUAAUUUUAACUUAAUCGUCUACGUACAUUUAUUCAACGAGAGAUAUUUUUCAGAAUCAAUAAAUCUACUCUCCGUUCGGUAAAACACUCUCGAAAAUGUCUUGAAAAACCUUCCGAUCACCACAUAUCCAAGCGCCGACUGAAGUUUAAUGUAAUUGAAUUCAUAGUUCAAGACUGUUGAAUUGAAUGUAACCUUGACAACAAAUUCUCGGAGAGGUCCCUACGCUGAAACGCAAACCGGACAUCAGUUUUAUCGUAAAUGAACUGCCGUUGGCUAACCCUGUGCACAUUUCAUAAUACCGUUUGUGUUGGCGGAGGGUAGCCGAUUUGUCACACCCAGAACGGGUAAACGUUUUAACCCAUGACGUCGCACUUGAAUCCUCUUGAGCUGGGAUCUUCAAAUAAUUUUUCGGAAACAAUUAAAGAUCUUUCACACUUAAGCUGAGCGCGUUAGCUGUAUCACUCAGUAAUCCGAGUGAAAUAAAAUGCAUCUGCAAAGGCGUGAGCCAUUUUUAGAUUUUAGUCCUACAGCAUUUGUUGAAGACAAGCGUCCAACCAAAAAUCGUUGUGAAUUAAAAAAGUGUUUUCAAAAUAUUCAUAUUGACCUAACUGUGAAAAACUCUGCGCCUCGGUGGGAUUCGAACCCACGCAGUAAGGGGAAGGCUUUAGCGCAGCCAACGCUCUGACCACCAGAGCUACGAGGCCCCGCCGGACGACGCAAGUUUAAUCACAUUUGGGUCAAGUUACCCGCCCAACCUACUGCAACGUCUGCAGUCCACCAAAUCUGAUACAGUAAGUUGACUGCCCAAGCAGGAUUUCCUAAGUAUGUUUACUGAUGAAUUUCCUCAAGGCUGGUGUUCUUCGCCAGUACAAAAAACGACUUAUCAAAUUAGAAUUAUUUUCGCAGUUAUGUUUUCACCGGAAUUCUCCCAACCGUUUGUGCAUUGUCCAUCACCCUCCUCGUACCACGCCGAUAUCACUUGCUCGACCUUCCACAAUAAAUUAGAGGUAAGAUGAAGUGUAUUUGGAUGGUAUAAAUUUCUCUUGGGUACACAUUUAUAUGAACAAUUCUUCUUCUUCCAAAUUACGAUAAAAUUUAUUUAUUGUACCGAAAUUAGUUUUCUAACUAUUCCACUAUAAUCCAGAUCGUUAUGUAAACAGUAGGGCUCGAUCUUCAAGAUAGCAAACCCAUGAGCACGAUAGGGCGUCUUUCCUUAUAAGGAAACCGCCUGAAAACCCUUAAGGAAUGCCAGAGUUCGGUUGGUAUUUUGCAAACCUACAAAAUAACUCACAUAUAUGGUCACUGACCGAUUCCAUAAACUGUCAGCCUAAAUUCUGAAAUAAGACUUCGAUUAGGUAUGAUUACGUAAUUGGGUUUUAGUUAUAAUUAUCCUCCUGGACUUUCUUAGAUGACUGUAUUCCUUUUCGGCCUCCAGUAAAAACCGAACGCGGCGAAAAAUGGCUACUUGAGUAGCAUGAAUUGUUUAUGUUCACUUUCGAUGCCCAUAUACAUUCGGAUAUAUUUUAGGGAAAACAUGAAUAAAAGUAUACCUUCUCGUAUUUAUUUAGUUACUUUUUGUAUUUUCUCUGAAUUUUGUAUUUAGUGAAAUAGUAUCUCUAGGUUUUAAAAAAAUUUUCUAAUGUGUGAUUGUUCAAAACCACCUAAUGUCGAUUCACAGAACAUCUUGUCUGUCCGGUUAUUGGUACUUCUCAUGAACUAUACACCGCAGCCCCAGUCUAUUGCAAAAUUUCAUGAGAUCUAUACAAUAUCUUCCAAAAGACAUAGAGGCAUACAUGAUUUUUAAGCAGAAUGUACAUACCUUGUAGGCUGAAACCGAAAAGCACAAAUGCGCCAGUACACCGAGCCUAAAAAUUAUGUGGAAAUUGAUUAACCUUUUUAAUAUUGAAAGGCGCACUUUCUUCGGACAAAGGAAUUAAAAAAUGUAUAAUUUGCUACUAAUUCAGUACGAGGAAGAAUGCUUUUAUGUAUGAUUUUCGUAAAAUAUAUUCGAAUUAAUAAAGAAAUCGAAAGUGAAAAUGAGCAAUUCAUGCUACUUAAGUAACAGUUUUAACCGAAUGCGGUUUUUACAGGUUAAAAAGGAGCGCAUUUAAAAGCCAGCAGCCUAACAAGUCCGAGAUCAUACGCAAUUGCACCGGAUGAUAAUCUAAACUAAAACCGCAUUUAGAUAAUCCUACCUAGUCGAAACCACAUCUUAGAAUCUCAGCCAAAAUUUCAUGACAUCUGUCGCUGACUAUAUAUAGUUAGCUGGUUGUGAAUCUUUUGUUUGUUUAAAGGUGUUUCUACAGGUAACAUAAAACACUAGAAAACGAAAGUUCUUGGAAAAAAACCGAUGUAUAAAAGCAUUUCCUGCUUUAACAUUUCUUUACCAAGAGUACGCUUUUCCCUAUGGGGCAAGUUCUCACAUAGUUUGUUUCAGUAAAUACCACCUAAAGAGAAUAUUAGUGCAAUACUGUUAUUUAUGAAAGAUUUUUUUCACUGUCACUCAACGUUUUUGAACAAAUCAUGGCUAAUGGUCUCUAACACAAUGCUGAACAUUGUGCUUUUAGGGGUUGAGGGUUCUUGACGGAAACACGGUCCUUUGUGACGCGAAGUAUGCUGGCAACCCCAAGUGCCGUAAGCAAACAUCAAAACAAACGCAUACUCUUGUUUUUUCCUUAACAAUAAUUCAAUACCUUUCGGUAAUUUCUAGACACUUUAUUUAUUUGUUUUGCUCAAUUCCUUACGGUGAGACUAACUUAUAUAGCCCUCUGACAGAACAAGAGAACAUGAACCGCUUGCAAUAUGCGUGGCUCAAGGCCAACAUCCAGCAAAGCUAGAGUUGGGUUAAGGAUUAGGUUUUAGGUCCGGAUUUAAAGAUACCGGUAGGAUAAGUAAGGACCAAGUUUUGGGCCAAGAGAGGACUAGGGUUAAUUGCACAUUCAAGGUUAAGGGUAGGGUUAGGUUUCAGAUUAGGACAACGGUUUUGUGUUAUAUAAGGGUUUAGGACACGGGAAUUAUGUGCAGAUCCUCCCUUACUGUUUGGGCAGCGCGAAGCUAUCCCCGUAUCCUGUUUAAUAGUUAAAUGCGUCAAUCCUACAUUCUAUACUUUCAAGAAAAAUCCAAAAAAACCUUUAGAAACAUCAAGAUGCUAUCAAAGAAAUGUUUAUCAUAUGACGUCAAGGAGGCAGUUGAAAGUACAGUGAGUGGCCGAUCUCAUGAAAUGUUGGACGAAAUGUCGAAAUGUGUUUUUGAUUUGAAAGGAUUACUUAAGUUUGGGUUUCAAUAUUGGUUAUUGUGCGGCAUAAUCCAGUUAUAUCAUGGACUUGUCAGGAUGUCGGCUUUUGAAUGUCUUUCUUUUAAUCUCCGGCAGAAACGACACUCGGCAAAGAAUGACUACUUAAUGGCAUGCAUUUUUCGCAUCGAUUUUCGAUGCUCUUAUAAAUUAAAAUAUAGUUAAUAGGAAACAUGCACAAAAUAUGUUUUUUCUACUCAUUUGGUGGCUAAUCACAUUAAAUUUAUAUUUUAUGCUUAGAGGCAGGGCAUAUCUGGGUUUUAAAGAAGACUUUAAUUAUACGAUUUUUAAGACCGUGCAAUGUCCAUUCAUACAGCAUCGUACCUGUCUGUUUGCCAUUGCCUCUCAUGAAAUAUAGAACAAAGCCCGCACCCAUUGCGAAAUUUCAUAAACUUUUGAAGGCAUAAAACAAUAAAUUAUUUUUUUUACGCGGAAAGCAUGCGCCUUGUACAAUGAAAUCGCCAAACGCUAGUGCAACGGCGGAUCUGACUUAAAAUUAUCCGGGAAUUUGAAAAUUUUAUUAAAACCUAAACAUACUCUGCCUGCAAGCAUAAAGUGUAAAGUCAACGUGACUUACCGCUAAAUGAGUAGAAGAAAGCAUAUUUUGUACAUAUUUUCUCUAACGUAUAUUUGAAUUUUUAAGACCAUCGAAAACCAAUGCGAAAUAUGCAUGUUAAUUAAGUAGUCAUUGUUAACAAGUAUGGCUUCUGCAGGAGAUCAAAAGAAGGGCCUUCAAAAGCCGACAUCUUGGCGAGUCUGAAACAUUAAUGAGAUAUGCUGCAUGGUAACCAGUACUACAACCACACCUAAGUAAUCCUUCCAAAUCAAAAACGCAUUUCAGAACUUCGGCCAACAUUUCAUGAGAGCGGUCACUCAAUGUAUCUCACCGGACAAUAAGUGAACAUCAAGGCACAAAGUAGUAUUGGGCGUCAGCAGGUUAUUAAUGAUUGGCUUGACUUUUCGUCUUUAAUGAACUGGUCACAACUUUGGUUGCAUUUCUAUUUGGAGAUUAGGCACUUCACAAUACGUCAAACCCACAUGAGGAAAAAAUGUGCAGUAGAUUCGUGGGAUAUGAAUGACGUGAGACGGUAACUGAGUAUUUACUGAAGUCAGGCCUCUCCCCAGUCAUGCUGCAAGAAUUCACUUGCACAUAACGAAGCAGUACUUGCAGCCCGUGAGGAGGACCAAGUUAGCCCGUCAGUUGGUAGCCCUGCAAGUCGCGAGUUACAGCGUGUUGUGGUAGUUCAAAAGCACACUAGAUUGUCAUGUACCUUUACCGGCUGCUUAGCUCGCUUUUUAGCGCAGAUCAUUAUUUAAGUGUGAAUGUUUGCGGUUUUUCUUACUUUAAUGAUGUCAUCGAUAAGCACGAAAAAAAUGUGACUGUAAUUUGUUCCAUAUAGCUACGACAGUUAGCUUUUUGUGUUACGGAGAAAAGAAUGCAUGAUUUAAAGGAAGAGACAUUUAAUAGGAUUUAAUUAAGUCUUUCUGAGAAAAUCGUUGCAUGGUUUCUUAAAUUCUUUCCUGCUGUAUAUAGAAAAUUUUCUAACGUGCGCUUGUUUCCUAGACACAAAGGUGCGCCAAGGCAGGACAACUGUGCGCGAGAGAGUGUACAAGACUCCAACAACGGAACGGUUUGUAUUCCUUACGUGUGAACUGGAGGUUGGGAAUCAAAGGGGUUACAUGACACAUCUAAUUGACUUCGGCAGAAAAGGUAGGCGAAAAAUGCACAUGGAAAAGAAACUGAAUUCUUACUUACCGAACACGCACAUGUUACUAGCAAGCACAUCGGAUGAUUGCACUUAAACUUCUGGUUGCAGACUACCGAUAGAAGAUGGCUAUUAAUCCUAAGUUCCUCUAUUAACCACGUAAAAAAACAAUUUGAAUUAUCACUUACCGCGCAAACAUACUACUAACAACAACUACUAUUGAUGGCUUUUGAAAAUCUGGAUGUAGGUUGCAGAUUCAACGUGGUCAUUAAGUGUGAAUUCAUAUAUUAAUUGGUUUAAGUUACUGCCGCUUGAUUUGACAGAUUUUAAAUACAGUGUGCAUGGCUCGUUCUCCUAAAACAACCAAUAUUAAUUAGUUUGCACGCCCCAGUAACAUGUUCGGAUUUUACGGUAGGACAGGGAACACAGAGUGCACUCCCGCUUUGCGUUGAUUUUGUACAUUAGAAAUGUCUCCAGCCUGCUUUUAGGGCCUUUCUUACUAUCGACAGUUCAACCAUCGUCUUCCUUGAUGUCCACCAGGGUCUUCGCAACAGGGUUGGGACAGGGACGGUGACUUUCGCGUGAUUUUCUUUGUGGUUGUAGCUGACUUGCGCACCGUCUAUUGCACUCUCCCGCUUUUCCACUAUCUGUUCACGGUGUCAUGACCAAGUUAAGAAGAGUGGAGGCAAGGGGCCGCAGUUAGCUGGCACGGCGAUAACCAACACCUAGGCGUACCGCGACACCUUCUGGUCAACACCAAACAUUUGAACAGGAUUUUAAACAACAACAAAUAUGGGGCGGCGCGGAUCCUAAGUGGCGUAACGCAAGCCUACAACUGGGCCUGCCACUAAACCCUGAAGUUUGGCACUUGCUAUGGGCGCGCAUUUCCGACAACGCCUGCCGGACUCCAACCUAGCUCCCGUGUUGUUUCAGUGCAUUUACCGGAUGGCCGGGUUUUGGAACCAAUCGUGCUUGUCAAGGAAUAUUUUUGGUCGCUUAAGAUCAUUUUUCUCCAUUUAUUUGCCAUCAAUAUGUACGCUAUUCAUUUCGGGCUUUGUAAAUCAGAUCAGGCAUACAAAGUAAAAUGCUGAUCUGCCUCCCAGCCAGGGUUCUGAAGGAUUUUAAAAGACAGCUUAGUCUAAUCACUCACCAUUUCGUAAUUUUCUGACAGUAGAGUCGAUAUAAAUGAGGUGUUAAUUAACCAGUGGAUACAGUUUAGAUAACUCAGCAAGUGGAGCAAACAGUUCGGUGCACAGUUUGUUUUUUGACAACGCAUUAUGUGAAUGUUUGAGUAACUGGGAAAUUCAAAUCCCGUUUUAAUGUCCUGCAUUGACUCAAAAUAAAAAUUCAUUUCUAGUGAAAUUUUGACUGACUGCGACAAAAGCUAUACUCGAACCAGGUGCUUUUCGAUUAGAAUUGCUCAAAAAUGACAGUUAAGGACCAAUCACAAAAUUGUGCAACGAAAACCUCCAAAUCGCCAUCACAAAUAAUCGGAGUUUCAGAAUACGUAACAAAAUUGAAUAUUUUUCCCAAGUUCCGUGACAUUAGAACUUUCUAUGUUCCGCUGCGAAAUUUCAUGGGUUUUCAUUUGAUUCAAAACUACAGACCAUUCUUCGUUUACCUACUCAACGUAAUAUUUUAUAUUCCAGAUGCCUUCGAAAUCGGUACGUUUCUAGAAUUCGGCUGUUUAGGCCUCCACAAAGUUAGUGGUUUAAGAUCCUAAGAAAUACAUAAGCUCUUACGCUUGAAUGAGUCUCAAGGGAAGUUUAUUCAGACGUAUGUUCUAUCAUCACAGAUUUCUCAUCUUUUUUCGUCGAAUUUAGCUGAUAUCUUUAAAUCUCCAAACAAAAUAACCAUCUCUUUAUUGCGUUGAAAAUUAUUUCGAGAUAUUUUACUGCCACUAUUUGGCAAUGGGCUGAUGCCUUCUUAGACUACUUUGCUGUCAUAUGUCAAAGGUAAAGGGAAUUUUGAUAUUUUAGACUUCUCAAAGCAAAAAUCUCAGUCUGAACCAACCGAAUUCCUUCUAGCCUCAAACACUCUCGUUCUUAAAAUGCCCGCUCUACAAAGCACUUUAAAUAUAAAUAUUGGCUGGUAGUCGCGUCGGCAACUACUCUUUAUCUUCAGUCAUAUCAGACGUCAAAUUUUAUUUGAUUAUCUGCUCUAAGUUAAAAUAUUAAAUUGUAUGACCAGUGUUCACUCCCAUCAUGUGUAAAACAUUUUCCAAGAUAGCCAUAUUUUAGUAUAUAAGCUCUUCUAAUUUUUUCUAGUGGAAAUCUUGAGAAGCCAUUUAAUAUAUUCACACAUAGAAUGCUGGUCUGCAACGCUUACUUUAAAAUACGCAGAAUUAUUUAUAAGCACUAACCGUUUUGGCAAGAUAUGCACAUUUUCUGGCGUUUUUCCCUUUGUAAAUAUUCGUUUGUUCUAGAACCGCUACUUUCAAUACUUUUUGAAUUACUUCUUCCACUUAGGCAAAGAGGACAUUGACGGUAAGCCAAUCUCAGACCGCGCUUUCAAGGAGUAACUUUAUCAUGGUUAUUUUAACGCGAUUCAUACGAGAGAAGCUCGUUAGAUUGGUGCAGUUGUGUUUAAUAGCUAUUUUUUGUUUAUUUACGAAUGUUUCUAUUUUUUUAUCUGGAAUUCGGAUCACAGAACUGACAUUCCUGCUUUUUACUUAACGCAUCAUUCGUGCCCUUAGUAAAAUAUCCCUUGGCCACAAUUAGCAUAUUCAAACACAUCUCACUUUUCGUAAGAAGGGAUUGAAAAAUGAAAGUGAGUGUGUCAUAUGAAUUGUAGAAACAUGGUCUCAUCUUGGCUUCAUUUACAACGGAACCUAUCAGCGCAACUCAAGCGCAGAUCACUUUUAUGCCUUCAUGGAUUUUAGGCCAAAGGUAGGUUACAACUAUAAAAACAAAAUCCAUACCAGUUUGUCAUAUGCUACACUUUAGGGAUACAUCCAGUAUUAAUUUUUAACUAUUUGUGGAAAAAAAUGCAAAGACCGGAAAUCUCAUCAGUCAGAUAUUAUAAAGAUAGGUCAAUACGUUUGACCGUCCAUAAACUUUAUUCGGAGCGAUUUCAGAUCUCAGUGAUUGCUAAUUCCUUCGCAAAUGAACUAUUUUAUUCACAAAGUGUAUGCAUAAAUGUAGCGUUUUGAGAGGAAAUUUAAAGUACACUUUUGAAACUGUUAAUCGCAGAUAUCGAUUCCUCUUUACGCAGUUGCUUAAUAUUGCAUUAGAAUCAGCCAAUAAAUUGCUCAGAAAUGUAGUCUUUGUAGUCUUUUCGCCCUGAUUAGAUAUUGCUGUCGUUUAUCUGCUUCUCAAUACUUCCUAUAAUCCGAAGUGAUUUUACGUGAAAACGCAAAAAUACUGGCGGAUUCUUCUUAGAUGUCAGACUAUUCGGUUAUUAUUAUAGAUAAAUGUCCCUUCAGGAAAUAACUUUUAGUGAUUGGUCCGACUGAUCCUUCGUCAGAACAAUGUUGUUUCUCUGUUCGCUGUCAUGAACACUUAAUUUGUUGUCUGUCAGUUGUUUUUAGUGAAUUCUUAUCAUGCCUUUGAUGGUAACCCGUAAAGCGUCAACCAAAACACCUACCCAAACAUUCCACAUAAAAAUUUACUUGAAAGUAUAUUAGGAUACCCAUUAGCAUGAAACACUUACUCGAACUGUUGCAAUCCUUACGUAAACGUCGCUUAAAAUGGUGAGUUGUUGGAACGCGUCAGUAAGCCAAUCUCGGAAUUCUAAUUUGAAGGAAAUGUGGCAUUUCCGGGAUGAUUCCCCGUUUUGGUCUUCAAUACCUUGGUAAAUUAGGUUUGAUGAGACGACAAAAUCAGCCCGCAUGUUGCAUCUCGAUAUUUACUUGGUUGAUAAUUAAAUGCUCUUCUGAGGCGCACUUCUGUCUACUUCACAUUAGCUGAGUCGUAGAGAAUAAAGGAUCAUUUGCUCUGUAUGCAUAUAUAUGCGGAGAAGUUAGUACCGCCAAAGUCACCGGGGACUGAGACGGCCACUUCUCGGCUGUCAGCCAUCACCGGUUACCCAGAACCAACCCCAUGUCUAGAACACCUAGUUAUUUAUUUAAAGUGGGCCAAUCAAAAACAUAAUUCGUAGGCUCUCAUGCCUUCCUUACCUCGUGACGGACUUUGCAAAUUCAUCUACCAUAUCCGCCCCUAGCAUAAUAAUCACAAUCACGGAUAAAAGCGAAGAUGCGAGUUCCAGCGAGUACGAGAUCGCUUGUCAGAAUUUGGGGUAGGUAUGAUUUUGUCGCUCGUCUCGUUUACGCACGCCCAGGUUGAAGGAGUUGCGCAGGUAAACAUUUUCUCCGAAAAGCCAUCGAAGACAGUAUAUUUCUGCAACCCUGUCUUCUUGCUCACUUCAGUCCGUCUCAACACGUCCAUAUAGUGUCCUUACGUAACAGCAUUUGUGGCUGAUUGGGUGGUUGCUGCUUAAGUUCAGCAUUUGCAUCGUGUUGGUCGCUUUUUUGAGCACUUUGGUCUUUAGUCCACCACAUUCUUUGUAGCAUACGAGGACAUCAAGGAAGGCCAGCUGGUUGUUCUUUUCCUCCUCCGUCGCAAAUUAUAUGUUCGAGAGGACGUUGUUGGAACGUUCUAAGUUCUGGCGAGCGAUCCCGUACAUCAAGAGCGUCUCUGAAACCGUUAGUCGCCUUCUCGCACCAUUUGGCGUUGGAGUUGCACACAGACCGGAACCCAUCAUAAGGCGUCAGGUGAUGAGACCAAAAGACCCACUGACACGACAAGAAACAUCUGAAGUCGUUUACGUGAUUUGGCGCAGUUGCGGACAAAGCAACUACGUCGUGGAAACUGGAAGACUGCUCCGGACUCGAAUCGCCGAACACGCGACAACGGUGCGGAUAAAGAACGCCAACCAUCAGGUCGCGGCCCAUUCGACGAGACCCGGCCACACAUUCAGGAUCGAUGAAGCCGAAAUUCACGCGAGAGGGGAUAAUCGCGUGAGCCGCGAGUUGCUUGAGUUAUGGUUCACGGGACCUCAGUCUAUCAACAAGCGCAACGACAUCUCCACUCCAUAUUCCGUGCCGAGGCAUAGGCUAGCCAGAGUAAAUGGCCACUUAAGGAUCGCGCAAGCCAAUGAACCAGACGGCCGAGCAAUCGGCACGCCAGCAUCCAACACGGGUGAUGAGGUUUUAACAAUUAACAACUUGCACGACGGCCGUCAAUCGAUUAGCGCAGCAGCGGGCAACAAUUCUUGAUAAAGGAGAUCGCAGUUGAUUUCUAUGCGUAUGCGGUAGCAUAGUGGCUGCGUCCUAUAAAUAGUGCAACUUUCUGUGCUCGAAACACCCGUUUUUGUCACUGUCCCUAAAGAGAAUUCGAAGCGUCAGGCAAAUAAGGCUCUUGUUCCAGCGGUCCCUACUGCCUCUCAACAUUCACAAUUAUUGAUCCCAUGAUCAAAAUAUUUUUCCUUGAUUGCAUGGUAAAUAAAUGUCUCGAUCUCAAUUGGCACUUAAAACCUAUACUGCUGCAGAACAAACACGAGAAUAUCAAGAAAAGAGGAGCCGUUCACUGGGAGGGGUUUACUGGGGAUUCGACAUCUCGAUUAGUUACUUUGUCUACCCGUCUUCAGAGACUGGGAUGCCAUGAGGAAAAAGAAGAACAAGAAGAAGAGAUACAAUCGCUGGGACAGGAGCUUUACUAGCCUAUGAACAUUCACGGCUCCUCCCCUCAUCAGGGAUAGUUGCACUUGGUGUGCUGACUGUCUGAUGGCCGACAUUCGCGUCGUUAAUUACUGCAAUUUCAUCACGUGCGUUGGAUGUUGAUGUGGUAAUUGCUCGACCAUUUGAUCCACCGACCCCGGCGGUUGGAAAAGUGUUCACCUGUGCGCUCCCCGCGUGGCUAAUUACCCCGCUUCGGCGAAGUCUCAGCACCGAGUAUGGAAGAGGAAGGUCAUUGUACUCAAGCAGCUCCCGGCUCACGCGGUUGUCACCUCGAGCGAACAUUUCGGCCUCGUCGAAUUUGAAUGUGUGACCGGAUCUCGUCGAGAGCUGGCGUCACUUCUCCGCACCGCUGCAGCGUGUUCGGCCAUUGGCGUUCGGAGCUGUCUUCCAGUUUCUCCGACGUGGUUGCUUUGUCUGCAACUGCACCAUAUCCGAUAAACAACUACAGACGUUUCUUUUUCGCAUUCUCCGACAUAGUUUCUUUGUCUGCAAUCUGUCCUCAUCUCUGAGGAUGGGCUCGAGCAGGAAUCCGAAACGGCAGGCUAAUAAAGCUCUUGUCGCAGCAAUGGCGUCUUCUUCUUCACGACUGCUUUCUGGGACUUGUCUCUGCGCUUCUAUUGGCAGUGGAAUGCCAUGCCAACAGCUCUUCUUCUAUGGCGCACUUUGUUUGAUGCGUGUCUUCGCAGUGCCGCCUGUGUGGCUAAAUCCUACCCACACAUCACCUAGACCUGAAUCGCCCCACCCUCAUCGGCCGCGGAGAUAGCUGAUGACCCCGACUGUCCGCUCCCUGACUGCCCCCGUCAGGAAGGUUCGUAAAACCAGAUGGGGGAUCACAAAUUAAUGUGACCAUUGACAGAACAGUUGGAAAACAUCCAGGCUUCUUUCACUUGCCGUGCUCUAUGAUUAUCGCCUCGGCCCAAGAUCGCAAGGAUGUCAAAGAAGGGCAGAGAUCAAAUCUGCACAUCAGACCUUAUGCGUAAUCUUGUCUUGAGCAGUAUCGUUGUCUGCAUGUCCACUCCGGGACGGACGUCAUCAAAUUUCAAAGCUCCUUCAAAAUGGAGAUUUAUAAGAAGUGUAUGAUUGUAAGAAUGCAAGCCUUUUACAGAAACCUGCGAUGUCAACUAUUAAAAAAAGUUUAAAACCGUCUAGCGAGUGUUUUUGAAAAUCUCAAAGUUCAUAUGUCAAGCUGGCUCUCUAACACUCAAAAAGGUGCAUAUCCGAAGAAUUACCCUUUUUGAAAUAUGUUUCUCGGUGUGUACAAUAUACAGUGAGUGACUGAUCUCAUGAAAUGUUGGCUGAAAUACUGAAAUGCGUUUUCGAAUAGGAAGGAUUACUUGGUCGCCGUUGUAAUAUUGAUUAUCUGGCGGCAUACGUUUAUAACAUUUCGGACUUGGCAGGAUGUCGGCUUUUAAAUGCAUUUCUUUUCAAUCUAAUGUAGAAAGCGUACUCGGUAACAAAUGACUACUUAGAUAGCAUGCAUUUUUCCAUUGAUUUUCGAUUGUCUUGGAAAUUCAAAUAUAUUUUAUAGAAACUAUAAACAAAAAUAUGCUUUCUUUUAGUCAAUUAAAAGAGAAUCAUGUCUUCUUUAUAGUUUAUAUUUAAGGAAGGAGCACAAUUAGAUUAAAAAAAAGUUUUCUAUUUGACGAAUAAUUUGGAGCCUUAUCAUUCGUUGCAUUAGCGCUUAGUGAAUUCACUCUACAAGGUGCAUGCGUUCCGCGUAAAGAAAAUCGCAUAUUUUCCUAUGCAAUUAAAGAGCUCUUAUACAGAGUCCAUAAAAUUUUGCAAUGAAUGCAGACCAUGUUGUACAUUUCAUGAGGAGCAGUGGUAAACCGCCAGGUACGAUGCUAUGUGAAUGAACAUUUCGCGGUCUUAAAAAGUCUCAUAAUAAAAACUUUUUUUAAAACCCAAUUAUACUCCUUCCUUAGGUAUAAAAUAUAAAUAAGACGUGAUUGUCAAUUGAUUGACUAAAAGAAAGCAUAUUUUUAUGGUUUCUAUAAAAUAUAUUUGAAUUUCCUAGACAAUCGAAAAUCAAUGGAAAAAAUGCAUGCUAUCUAAGUAGUCAUUUUUUACCGAGUACGCUUUUUACAGGAGAUUAAAGAGAAAUGCAUUUAAAAGUCGACAUCCUGCCAAGUCCGAAAUGUUAUAAAAGUAUGCCGCAAGAUAAUCAGUUAUACAAAGGCGGCCAAGUAAUCCUUCCUAAUCGAAAACGCAUUUUAGAAUUUCAGCCAACAUUUUAUUAGAUCGGUCACUCACUGUAAAUAUGCGACGUCUCGCGAUGGCAGAACUGUAGAUAAGAAUAAGCAAAAGUCAUGUCAUUAUGGUUCAAACGCAGGCUUAUUUAGUACCAAAGUGUCCGGAAUCCAUUGCAAAUUAUGAAUUCAGGUCUCUCCUUUUAAAGACUGCUGAUUCCGUUGUGUUGCGGAAUUACGUCUCAUCGUGCAUGCCCAGCUCACGGACGGUGCUAGGAUAGCCUGGCUGCUAGAACACUACAUCUCCGUACCUUUUUGAUUGGUAUUUUCGCAAACCAGCCGAAUGCUGCGACUGAUUUUCUCGUGCCUAGUUAUUUUGACCAAUUCACUAUACAUAAAGUAAAAAAUGACUACAUAUAUAGCAAGAAUUUUUCUCAUUAAUUUUCGAUGCUCCUAAAUGUCCAAUAAUAUUUUAUGGAAAGCACGCAUGAAAGUACUCACUCUUUCGCUCACUAGAUAGCUAAUUACGUAUUAUUCCAAUCUUAUACUCGAUGGAGGGGUAUAAUAUGGCUUUCAAAAAUUUUUCCAAAUCCCGAUUAAUUUUGAACCCACUUUACCGUUGCACUUGGAUUCGGGCUUUCCAAACUACAAGCCGUAUAUUUUCCGCGUACGAAAAACCACACAUUUCUCUAAGGUAAUAAAGGGAAACCAUAUAGGAUUCAUAAAAUUUAGCAGUGGAUUUUAGCCAUAGUGUUAACUUUACAGGCCACAUUGUCAAAUGCAGCGUCAUGACGAUUUAUGCACGGCCAUUUCACGGUAUUUAAAAGUCCCACAAUUAGAAACUUCUAAAACCAAAUUAUGUCUCUCCUUUGAGCAUAAAAUUAGAAAAAGACGUAUUUUUUACCGAGUGAGCAAAAGAAUGAAUACUUUUGUGCAUGUUUCCUAUGAAAUAUAGUUGAACUUUUAUUAGCAUCGAAAAUCGAUGAGAAAAGUUCAUGCUGUUUAUGUAGUCAGUUUUUACAGAGUGUCGUUUUUGCAUGCAGCCAGAAGGAAGUUCUUUCGAAAGCCGGUAUCCUGAGGUACUUGAGGUAUUAUAGAACUAUGUUGCAGGCUUACUAGUUUUACAAACCUACUUAAUAAAUCUUUUCGAAACGAAAACGCAUUUUGGAAUUUCGGUUGACAUUCAAUAAGUUAGUCAAUAUACUGUAGCUGAAUAUUACAGUGUUUGACCUUCGUGACCGAGGGUGACCGUGAGAGCAGGAACCAUUGACUCUCGCGUGAAUCUGAUUAUAGUGAUAGUGAAUUUGCGCAGCGUCUAUCGCACUCUCUCGCCCUACCCCGUCUGGGUCUGCUGUCAAGACAGUCAAGAUGCAGGUGCAGGUGGCUGGCAUGGCCCGACCUGGGCUUACUACCACACCCGCUGCUCCAAAACGAAUACUUGACCAACAGCAACACCAAUGGGGAGCGCCAGGGACUCCAAUGUGUGCGACUAGCUUGUCAUUACACCCCGAAUGUUGGCACUUGCUUGGGUGUGCAUUCUCGGCAACGCCUGCUAGAAUAACAUAUGACCCCGUGUUGGUCCAGCGCAUUCGCGCAUGGCACGUUUUGAGAUCAAGAAUGGUCGUAUACAAGUAAAAAGAUCGUAAUCUAAAAGCGGAAAACGCGCCUACAUCAGCAUGAAGAGAUACCAGUCUUCAUGAAAAGACUGAUCAUCUACACGCAGCUGGGGGUGGCAGUUAGCGUAGCGUGUGGCCGACUCAGGGAACUGUCAUGACGUAUGUGAUCACCACUGCAAAUGGUUUAGAGCAUGUUGAGUUAUUUUUAUUGAGCAUGUAGAAGAUGAGAAUUGGGCUGGACAAUCAGGAAGUGCACAUGCUUUCUGUACAAUGAACUAUUUUCAAUUUUUUUCUUAGCGAGGCUUUUUUAGUAUUUCAGGGGGUUCUAUCGGAUGGAUGGUGAAAACUGCAUUACCAGCAUACACAGUUUUGUCUGCAAAAUUCGAAAAGGUAAGAAACGAACAGAGUAUUGUACAUUACAUUUUCCAACAGAAGACUUGUGUCGCAGUUUGCUGUAGGCAGUUGGAUGGAUCCUGCUGGUGAAAGUAUUGCCAACGUCACAUAUACUGCUGCAUAAGUGACUGAGUCGAAUGGGUAUAUGUUAAUGUAACUUAUACUACUGACAGUGGACAGCAUUUUUGCCUACUUUCAAAAAUUGCAUACACGUUUCGGUACAGCUGAAUAAUCCACUUGACCCAGUAUUGAAACAGUCAUCGGUUUCGGUGAAAUGUAAACCCACGACAGCUAAUGCAAAAACCUAAUAAAUAAGUUAGCAUUUUAGUAAUCUUAUGGACUCUAGAUUGAUUACUUAGGAAAUUCUGCUUGGGUAGUAAGCAUGCUGAAAUGUGAUUAAACUCACGGUUACCAGUGAGACCGUGACUGUGCUCAAACCUCGUGCGUUUAAAUCACGCAAUGGCCGAAAUGGUCUUCGCAAUUAAAUACAGUAGGUGGGCUAACUCAUGUAAUGUCAACCGAAAUUCCGAAAUGCGUUUUUCUUUCAAAAAGAGUAAUUAAUCAGGGUUGUAAAACUAGUCAUCCUACAACAUAAUUCUAUAAUAUUUCAGUUACCUUAGGAUGCCGGAUUUCGGCUGCAUGCAAAAUAGCACUCUGUAAAAAAUGACUACUUAUUGGCAUGCAUGUUUCUCAUUGAUUUUCGAUGCCUUAAACAAGAUAAUUAUAUUUCAUGGAAAACAUGUAUAUAAGUAUUAAAUCUUUCGCCCAUGCGGUAGACCAUUACGUGUUAUUCCAAUUUUAUACUCGAAGGAGGAACAUAACUCGGUUUUAAAAAGGUUUCUAAUUGUGGGAUAUUUAAAUACCGUGAAAUGGCCGUCUAUAAAUCGUCAUUUCUCUGUAUUUGCCAAUGUGACUUGUAAAGUUGACAAUAUGGAUCAAGUCCACUGCUAAAUUUUGUAAACCCCAUAUGGUCCUUUUUUAUUACCGUAGAGAAAUGAGAGGUUUUCCAUACGCGGAAAAUAAACGGUUGGUAGUUUAAAAACUCUGAAUCCACGUGUAACGGUAGAGCGCGUUAAUAAUUAAUCGGGCAUUGGAAACGCUUUUGAAAAACGAAUUAUACCCUUCCUUCGAGUAUAACAUUAUACGAAGACGUAAUUAGCUACCGAAUGAGUAAAAGGAUGAAUAUUUGUAUGCACGUUUUCCAAAAAAUAUAAUGAGCCUUUUAGGGGCAUCGAAAAUCAACAGGAAAAGUUCGUGCUGCUUUAGUAGUCAUUUUUUGCAGAGUGUAGUUUUUGCAUGCAGCCGAAAAAAAGUUCAUUCGAAAGCCGCAUCCUGAGGUAGCUGAAAUAUUAUAGAAUUAUUUUGCAGGCUGACUAGUUUUACAACCCUAAUUAAUUAAUCCUUUCGAAAUUUCGGUUGACAUUUCAUGAGUUAGCCCGCUUACUGUGCUACACUUUAUCAGACGAUAGCAGUACUACUGUAGACACGGCGUCUGAGAUUCAAACCUUGUUCAGUCGGUCAUUAGGCAUUUUACAGUCAGGAGUACUCCCGACUGCAGUACCCUCACAUAGCCUGUUAGCGGAGGUCAGAAAGGCCUAAAAUCGCCUGGGUAUUGUAUGCACAUGUGAGUCCAUCGAUAGGAUGGAAUGUCGUGGCAUGGGGACCGCUCCUGCCAAAUAAUGUCACUAACUUUAGCAGGAGACAAAAGAAUGUGAACUGUUGACUGGAAUUUAUUCACAUGUCACACCAUGUGAGCUGUCCUAUGACAAAUAAUUUGUCAAUGCUUUUCCGUAAUAGUUGUUGGAUCCUCAUUUUGGCGAGUCGAGAUCAGAUCAACCGAUGCACUAACGGCGAAUGAACUGUCAUUCCAGGACGAAAAGUAUUAUCCUACGAGGCAGUAUGUUAUGCACAGCACUCCUUUCUCUGAAACGGCAAAAGGUAAAUAUUUGGUUUCACUGCCUUCUCAUAUAUUUUUCAGAAUGUCCUUUCGAUGUUCAUAACCACGCUUCUCGUUCAUCGUUCGUUCACAAUGGUCUAUGGUCCGAAAUAUAUCACCCGUACGAAUGAGAAACUAAUUGUGUUUUUUACGUGAAUAUAAAUUUUGUGUUUAGAAUUUGCUGAAUGGAGUGUACUUUUGACGUUUAAUGUCAGGAGUUACAAAUCAGAUACUAGUCGCAGGGGGAAGUUAACUUGGCCUUAAGCAGGUUGUGGGGCAUUUAACUGACUGGGAAUUUAUAAACUAACAGAUAGGCCAGGCCCAAUUAGACCUGGUUAAGCAAACGGAUGGUAUGGGUACAAAAGGCAAUUUGGCGAGCAUGCGUCUGCUUUCGAUAAAUUCUCUUUAGUCCUAUAAAUAUAUAUGGCUAUUGAAGUGAUGAAUUAAAAGAUGCCGGCAUACAGAUAAUUAUGCCAUAGCUCUGGUUUGGGAACGGGAGAAAAAAGACUGGAAAUUGGAGUUGAUUGGUGACGAGAAACUUGGAAAUGACGGCUGUACUUGAAUGUUUUCAAAAAGCACGCCUUCACAAUGGUUUGCCUACAUAGAUUCUGGGGUAGCUCUUACGGCCCGGGUAUUUCAGAUGAAAUUCACGUACAUGAAGUGAGAAGGUCAAUUUGCUGGAAUUACACAUUCGAGCAGAUUCUUACAGACACUCUUGUUAUAUUUCGUAAGAGUAGUGUCCUGCAAAGAGAGCACUACUUGCUGCUAAACAAAGCACGUUGAAUAAAUAGUUCACAUUUUUAGACUAAUCUCCAACAACUGCAUAAAUGAAUUUAUAUUUUUUUAAACGACGUCUUGCGUCUCUCAUCCUUGUGUAGACUACUGGGAAGCUAUAUCCUUUUCAAAUAUGCUACCGAAGGAAAUUUAGUAACGCUGCCUAUACUCAAUGCUGAAAUUCCCCGAAUGUUAAAGAAGCAAGCAACUUAUCACUCAAAGUACUCACUGUUACUGUUGCAGGAUGCAAUAGGAACCUUUAUAUUUUAAAUGUACCAAUAGAUCCAAAUAUUCCCUUCAUAGGGGCAGGUAUUGCUUUAUAUUUUAUUUAAGAGCAGAUACGAAGUGCAUAAUUUUAUGACCAUAAAAUCAGGCGCAAAUGCUGGUAUAUUAGAACGGAUAGGCUAUUUGUACACCGUACCGAAGCUGAUUAGCCUUUUCCCAUGUGUCCGAAACGUAGAGGAGUCGGUAAUUUUAUCCCAAAAAUACUCAAGCCUUUUAGGUGCCUCUGACCAGUUUGCAGGGCACAGUGGGCAUUAUUAGGAAUUAGAGUAAUUUAACAUAGCUCGUAAUUUUGAAAAGUUAUUUUUGUUUAAGGUAAAGGUUUGUUUGGCUGACGGAAUGAUGCUUUGUUUAAACAUUGGCCUAUUUAAUACUUUUGGUGCAUUACAUUAAAACCUGUUUGCAGUAAGGCUCACGCCGUAAAUAACGGACUACCAGGACUGAAGGGACAUUCGGUGGAGAUAAAACAUUAAGUCCGAUAUUGUGACGCUGUUGCGCAACAUAAACAUUUGCUGUUUUUUACCCUCGAGAGGUUCAAUUGUUUCAGUAAACUGCAAUUAUGCUUGCCGAAAUUAUCCGUGACUAGAUAUUUUUAUACCGUUGGGAAAUCAAAAAAAGAAGUCCAAACGCACAAUUCGUUAUAUUUUUGGGCGCAGUAGACGAGGGUGGUUUAUGCAUUCCUCGUUCUAGCACGUUAUAAUUCGGCUUAAAGUAUCUUGUAUGGCAAUCUAUUUUAAAACCUAUCUGAUUAUAUUUUGCCGCUUAAAACGGAUGGGAAAGCCUCGGUUGGCGCUAAAUAGUUAGGCGAAAUGUGACCAUUCAGCUUUGCAACUCAUUACUAAAAUUCGACUAUGAAUGUUAAAGGUUAUGCUGUGCUAUGAUAUUAAUUUCGUGUAAAACUAUUGGUGCAAAAAAUAUUUGUUUGAUGUUAAGUACCAAGCAACGAGAAGAAAUUAAUGAUAUGGCUAACGUUUAGACAUGCUCACAAGAUCUGUUACUGCCAGCUUCUGAAUCAGUCAACUUAGAUGUCUUUUAAUUUAAAUUCUCAUUGCCUUCAGGUGGCUUCAUACUCAACCUCUCGCAGCCAUUUGUUCAUAGCGCAGUAAGCCGUUCAACUGUCUCAAUCAAGUGUGCAUUUCGCCGCGAAAAUGACAGUCAACGAAUUCGGGUACGCAACCGCCAAAUUCCUGAGCAAAUGCUUCACAAACAAAGCAUUUGCAUCUGCAUCCAUCAAUCAUAAAGAUCUCCUGUCUAUAAGGACAUUUGUUUACUCCAAGCACUUUUAGAUUAAACUUUUGCGUAUGUACGCAAACACUGUCGGUCACCGCGGCAUAAACAUGAGCAAAUACAUAUCGUAGUAUUUGGAUAAUUAACACCAAAUCUUUCUUUAAAUUGUACUAAUUCUGGUGUUUACUUGUAGAUUUUGCGCCUGUAAAGAAAAGCGUCUUAGGACUUCCAAAGUUCUAGUGGAAACAUGUUAUUCGAAACGACUUUGCUUUACCUGAAAGCAACCUGAAUGUCAUUCAGCGUAACUCCGGUUACCAAUAGUUUGACACAAAAGUUCAGAGAUUUAACCAUUUAGUUAGAACAAAGUAGUCACACCCCGAUAGGUUGCCUUGGAAAAGCAUAGUUAUUUAUUGCCAAUCAGUAGCCGUGCCUAUUUCUGUUAAGUAACUAGUAUUUGAGAUGCGGAAGCACGAACUGCAACGUACAGUAUGUGGGCUAACUCAUGAAACGUCAACGGAGAUUCCCAAAUGUGUUUUCAUUUCGAAAAGAUUAAUUAAGUAUGGUUGUAAAACUAGUCAUUCUGCAACAUAAUUCUGUAAUACUUCAGCUACCUCAGAAUACCGACCUUUGAACGAACUUCUUUUUAGCUGCAUACAAAACUAUACUCUGUAAAAAUGCCUACUUAAGUAUCAUGCUUUUUUCACAUUGAUUUUAGAUGCCCUGAAAAAUUCAAUUAUAAUUCGUGGAAAGCAUGCAUAAAAUAUCUAGUCUCUUGAUCAUUCGGUAGAAAACGACAUUUUCUUUCAAUUUUAUGCUAGAAAGAGGGACAUAAGUUGGUUUCAAUAAAGUUUCCAAUUGUGAGAUUUUUAAUACCGUGAAAUAUCCGUUUAUAAAACGUCGUGUCUCUGCAUUUACGAACAUGGCUUGUAAAGUUAACAAUAAGGCUCAAAUUCACUGCCAAAUUUUACUAACCCCAUAUAGUCUCCUCUCAAUACCGCACAGAAAUGUAUUGUUUUCCCUGCGCGGAAAAUAGACGGCUCGUAGUUUGGAAACCCUGAAUGUAAGUGUAACGGCAGUUUGGGUUCAAAAUUAUUCGGGAAUUGGAAACGUUUUUGAAAACCGAAUUAUAUAUUUUCUCCGAGAAUAAAAUUGGCAGAUGACGUCAUUUCCUACCGAAUGAGCAAAAGAAUGAAUAUUUUUAUGCAUGUUUUCCAUGAAAUAUAAUUGAGUUUUUAAGGGCAUCGAAAAUCAAACGAGAAAAGUUCAUGCUGUUUAAGUAGUUAUUUUUGCAGAGUAUAGUUUUUCCUUGCGUUUGAAAAGGAGUUCAUUUGAAAGCUAGCAUUCUGAGGAAACUGAAUUAUUACAGAAUUAUGUUGCAGGCUGACUAUUUUCACAACGCUUCUUGAUUAAUCUUUUCGGAACGAAAACGCAUUUUAGUAUUUCGGUUGACAUUUCAUGAGCCAACCCACCUACUGUAAAUAUCCUUUAGCUAGUUUAGAUUGACGUUUGGACAAGAUGAAAAUCAGGGUUUUAUGCAAGAUAUUCACUUGCCUAGAUCAUUUUGAAAUGUUGGGCAACAUUUCCGGGCGCCUAUGCUGCAUCUACUCCGCGGGACCCCUUAUAUACGGGUUGCAAUAUAAUGUUGGCGCCUAGCGUAGUUCGUCGCGCUUGAACUGCGGAUAGGUGAAUGUUUUUCCCUCGCCUCCACGAGUACAUGCCAGUUCCUUUUUUCCACAAUGUGCACCUUCUGUUUUCAUUCUCGGUGAUGAAGUGGUCCCUGCCUAGCCUCCGUUGGACUGAGAGAGUUUCACCUGAAGUACUCAAUAAUCCGUUAGACUCAGAUUUAAAAAUUGCUUGAGACACCAUGUGAAAUUUCGUUCUGACUGGUGUGUCGACUAUUGUUUGCCUGUCUCUAUAGGGAUGGCCUAUGGGGUUUCGCAUCUACACGGCACAGCGAAGUAUAUAUGCAUUCAUACACUGGUGUGUGAACGUCAUUCCAACGUUAUAGUGAAUAGCUGAUUAUUCCAAAGAUGAGUUACUAAGGGCAGGGCUAACUGCCUUGAAAAGCUUUAUCAUCAUAAGUCUGGGUUUCCGCAGUGACGCCAAAGCAUACGGGAGGUUAUUGCUAAAAUCUAAGCACAUUCUCAAGUUGUAAGCACGCUGACACAACGGUUGUCGGUUGAAGUUUGCGGUUCGUUUCGUUAAAUUGCCCAUUUGAAUCUGUAUUUCACAAUCUGAUCGUCUCUAUGGUUAUUUCUUUUAACACAAUCCACUUAUUCCUUUACAGUUUAAGGUUUACUCCGAUUACCGAACUCUUUGUGGAAUCGGUCAUCUGGACUUGCCACCUUGCAGUGAGUCAUUUGCGUUUGCUGCAUAAACAUUAAGACACCGGUAUAUUUUAUAAACGUCUGCCUUUAUUUUUCGCUCCAGAAAACGUCGUUUUCGACACAAAGAUGGGCACAGUUACGGUGACGGUUAACGUUUACAGGGGAGACGUCAAUGAGGAGCGUUAUGGACUGUUCACUUGCCAGUCCGAGAAAAUGGAGGAUCUUCACCAUCUGGUUGAUUUUGGGCCAGCAGUGUAGGUACGCAAUUGACGCCAGGUCGCGAUAAGCUUAAAUCCUUAACAUGCUUACGAAUUCUAGUAGAUGUACUAACUCAUGAAAUCUUUUCGACUCGCAAAGAUUACUUAAAUAAAGCUGUUACAUUAAUCGCCGCGCAGUAUAAUCCCAUAAUAAUUUAGUUAGUUCAGGAUGCCGACUUUUAAACGAACUUCUUGUGGCCGCCUGCGAAAAUUAUACUCGGUAAAAAAUGACUGCUUGAGUAACAUGAAAUCUUCUCAUGGGUUUUCCAUGCCCAUAUAUCCGAAUAUAUUCCAUGAAGACCACGCAUAAAAUAUUUAUUCUUCCACUCGCUUGAUGUAAAAUUACUUUUUGAAAUGUUAUACAUGAAGUAGGAGCAUAAUCCGGUUUUACAAAUGUUAAUAAUUAUGGGAUUUUUCAAGACCGUGAGGUGUCCUUUUAUUAAACAUCAUGUCUCUGCAUUUACAAAUGUUGCUUGUAAAGUUUACAAUAAGAUGAAAUACAGCAAAAAAUGUUGUUAACCCCUGUACGGUUUCCUCUUGAUACAGAAUAGGAAUGUAUGGUUUUCCGUACACAAAAUCUUUACAGCUUCUAGUUUGGAAAUCCUAAAUGCAAGCGUAACGGCGUGUUGGUUUCAAAAUUAUUCGGAAACUGUAAACGUUUUUUAAAUCAAAUUGUGCCCUUCUGUCAAGUAUAAAAUUUGAAGAAAAAGUGAUUUCACUACCAAAUGAGUAAAAAUACACAUUUUCUUUAUGAAAUAUUUUUGAAUUUAUAAGGGCAUGAAACAAUUUCAUGUUAUUUAAGCAGUCAUUUUUUCCCGAGUGUCAUUUUUGCAGGCGGCCGAAAGAAGUUCAUUUAAAAGCGGGCAUCCUGAAGUAACUGAAUUAUUAUGAGAUUGUGCUGUGCGGCGAUUAAUGUUAAAAUCCUACUUUAGUAAAAUUUUCGAGUCGAAAACGCAUUUCAGGAUUUCCUUAAUAUUUCGUGAGUUAGCACUUUUAAUGUAUUUUACUUUCCACAUGCCACGCAUGACAUUUGACUGUUUUAAAUAUCCUUAUCAAAAUUCGAAGUCUAUCAUAAGCGUACAAGUUUGUAUUCUGUUGCGGCUUUUAUAUCACAACGGAAUUUUUUUAUUAAAUCUUCAUCUCUUUAGCAAACAAUCGGAAUCCACCAGUGCAUGCCGUGUACACUUUAUACUUUUGUUUCAGUUGUUUCAACUUCGUUUGGAGGAGAACAAGUAAAUGACGCAGCCUCUUGCUGCUGAUUUGGUGACGGUGUUCAUUCUUUCUCUCUUUCUCUCUCUCUCACUAUACGAAAUACAACCUAAUGUGCUUAGAAAUUUUUGUAGUUAAUAAACUCUCAGGUCAUUCUCAACCGCUUUAAAUCAGCUACUGGAGAGGCGUGUGGUUUCUGUGACCCAAUUCAUUCUCCAAACUCCGUACAUAAAUUAAUGGGUACAGAUCGAGAUUAUAUUUUCUAUAUUUCUCAUCGAAUACAUCAACUUAUUGUACCUGCUAUCUAAUAAAAUGUUUGGUGUACUAGGAUACCAUAUGGACAGUUAUAAUAGAAGUAAGCUCUCCUAUGUUGCAGUGGUUUAUUUGUUGAGCAACGCAGAACACAUUGGUCAGAGUAAUUUGGUGAAGACGCCUGUUUUCGCUUAAAGUACAAUAGAAUACAACAGAUUUUAUUUUAAACCUGAUUUGGUUUCGACCGCGACUACUGAUAAAGUCCAAAUGCUUUACACACGACGCCACAAAUGCGGCUGUUUCCAUGGCAUGGCAUAUUUAAUAUUAGCAGUACCAAAAUUUUGUCGAAAGUCACCUUUGGCAAUUGCUUCCUUCAUACCGCACUUGAAACCAUUCAGGAGAUUUGAUAGCAAGUUGAAUUUAACUUAGAGUCUGUACUACAAAUUGGGAGUUAGAGAAUUGUGACGGUCGUAUGGAUUUCACCUGGUGAGCUCUCUAAUUUGCUGCGGACACGUUCGACUUAAAGUUCACAUCCGGGGGAACGCAGAAGGCUCGACAAAAAAAUAGAAGCAUGUUCCAUAAAAUAUAUGGGAGACGAUGGCUAACCCCUUUGAGGUCCGAAGUGCUCGCAGUCGCGUCAUGCAGCAUCACGCAAAUAAUGGAGCAGGUGGCUGGGCUUUUGACUAACACCCGUGGUGUUAAUAUGGCAAUUCAGUUGGCGUUUGCGUAACUUUGUGUACCGACAAAGAAAAGGGAGACUGGAACGGCCAUUUCUGGCUUAGUAGCCGUCGUCAGCCAGCCACGCCCGGCCUCGAAGCGUGCAACACCCGGGACUCGACUCCACGACCUAAGGCACAGAGAGACGAGUGAGUUCCGUGAAACAAUCGGCGAGCGCCCCUCUACCACUGUAUAUUCCCGAUCGAAACCGACAGGAUAACGAGCCCGUGGCUCAGUAGAAAGAGACAUUGGACUUUUAACCAACAGGUCGCGGAAUCGAGCCCUAGCUCUUGCACACUUCGGAGUUGGGCAUGACUGGCUGACGACAGCUAAUAAGCCAGAAAUGGCCACUCCAAUCUCCCUUGUCUUUUUCGGUGAUAGCAUUCUGCCUAUAUCAUGCGUCGCUGUAAAGCUGAGAGUUGGGCUCGAGAGAGAGAGCCCUAAGGCACAACGGAACGAGUGAGUUCCGUAUAAACGAUCGGCGAGCGCCCCCCUACCAUUAAUAUAAAUAGCAAAGCCUGAAUUUCGCACGAUGAUCCGCUGAAACUGUUUUAUUUCAGCCCAGCUACUUCAUGUUGACUUUUGGACCGAAUGUAACAUUUUUUCACAGAAUGCUGGCUCCACAUUCGCAUACCAGUUUCUGAAGAAAUCAAAAAGCCUAGCAUGCAUGUCUGCUUAAAGAGACCAUGUGCUUUUAUUGUCAGAUAGACAAAACAGCGUUAGAAACGUAAGUGGAAAGCGACCCUGCUAGGACCAGUCCCGCUCUGCCCCGUCAGCUCCCCAGGCCCCGACGCGGAUGGACGGGCCUAACGGCGGGGCUACGACGGGGCUGUGGACGCGAUAGCCCCUUAUUGCCCCGUCGUCGAAUAAAAAUGCGCAGGGGGACGCCAUCCUCUCCGUGAUAUUAACCCCACUUUAACGUUACCGUUAUUUUCCCUUACCUUAUUCCCCGUACAAUAGGUUAUACUAUUCUACAUGGGAACGCGGAACACCCAUACCCCUUACGUGUGCAAAGUUUAAGCCACCCUCAUUAACUACAGUGAUUGCGCCGACAAAUCAUACGUGUACCGAGGUCUACACGAACCAAAACAAUGGACAGCAUGUAUAUGCAUGCGGAAGUUUAAAGAACAUGCAAAAUAAAAAUAAGCGGUGUAUGGGACACACAUUUGUAUUGUUCAGUCAAUUAAUUGGCAUCGUUCUGUUAACAGAAUACGCCACCCACGGCAUACUCCCUUGAGAACAAAAAACUCAGCCACAAUAAUAAUUCAAUAAUUCAUUUCAUUAUCACUUUUAGCAAUAUUUUUGUUUUAGUAGACGGCAUGCGUGGCGUAUCAUUUAACUUACCGUCAGAAAUUUUAACUUACAGGAUGAAAAAAUUACCGGAUAAAUUAUUAUGUCAACAAUACCUCAUAAAUACAUUUAAGGGUGACUAAAGGAAUAUUACGGCAGCUGCAAUUCUUGUCUUUAAGUCCAAUUCUACAGACUAUAACAAAACGUUUACUUAUUUCAAUGGCAUAUUGCAUCACAUAGAAGCAUGAAGAAAGGAAUGGAUAACGUACUGCAGACCCAACGAUCCGGAUAUAGAAUAUCGAUUAAACAGCCGUAUCGAUCCGGCGUGCAUACAGUCAGCAUAAAAGUGCCGUCCACGUGGCCGUGUACAUGGCCCACUUAAACAAGACCAAUACUCGCCUUAGAGAAGAAUGAAUUUCUGUCGAUUCUAUUCAUCCGGAAAUGUAUUGUGCUGGCCACACAGCCUAUAUUUAAUUAUAAGAGCGCAAAAAUUUACCCGAUAUAAGGCAGACUGAUGUCAUUAGAAGCGACAAAAUUUCAUUAAAACUGCACGGGGCCUAGCCUCGUAUAGCGCCGCAUUUCCCCGCAGGCCAUGUGUGGACAGGGCAGCAAUAAAAUUACGUUUGAAAAUUCAUUAUUAAUGAGCUUUAUGCAACCAACUUCAUAUAUAUGGUUACUUAUAAAAAAGGUUACUUCAGUAGCAUGCAAAUUUCCCAUUAAGCUUACAAACCGAUUUUUUUGUCUGCAGGAACCUCCCGUGGCGAACAAAAGAGAUGCCACUAGUUAA
Spirometra erinaceieuropaei is the source of this 26853-nucleotide messenger RNA. The record is from the annotation of a GenBank genome assembly. Lineage: Eukaryota; Metazoa; Platyhelminthes; Cestoda; Diphyllobothriidea; Diphyllobothriidae.